GGGGGCGUCCCGGCCGCGGCGCGACCAUGACUCUGGAGUCCAUGAUGGCCUGUUGCCUGAGCGACGAGGUGAAGGAGUCGAAGCGCAUCAACGCCGAGAUCGAGAAGCAGCUGCGGAGGGACAAGCGCGACGCCCGCCGCGAGCUGAAGCUGCUGCUGCUGGGCACUGGGGAGAGUGGAAAAAGCACGUUCAUUAAGCAAAUGCGUAUAAUUCAUGGCUCAGGCUACUCUGAAGAGGAUAAAAAAGGCUUCACCAAGCUGGUGUACCAAAACAUCUUCACUGCCAUGCAGUCUAUGAUCAGGGCCAUGGAAACCCUGAAGAUUCUGUACAAAUAUGAACAGAACAAGGCCAAUGCAGUGCUGAUCCGGGAAGUGGAUGUAGAAAAGGUCAUGACGUUUGAGCAGCCAUAUGUAAGUGCAAUUAAAACAUUGUGGAACGACCCUGGAAUACAAGAGUGUUAUGACAGGAGAAGAGAAUAUCAGCUUUCUGACUCAGCUAAAUACUAUCUUAGCGACGUGGAUCGUAUCGCUACCCCAGGAUAUCUACCAACUCAGCAAGAUGUGCUACGGGUUAGAGUUCCUACAACCGGUAUCAUAGAGUACCCCUUUGACCUAGAGAAUAUUAUCUUCAGAAUGGUGGAUGUUGGAGGUCAAAGAUCAGAACGAAGGAAGUGGAUCCAUUGCUUUGAAAAUGUGACUUCCAUCAUGUUUUUAGUAGCACUUAGUGAAUAUGACCAAGUUCUGGUGGAAUCUGAUAACGAGAACCGGAUGGAAGAGAGUAAAGCUCUCUUUCGAACCAUUAUCACUUAUCCAUGGUUCCAAAACUCUUCUGUUAUCCUGUUUCUCAACAAGAAAGAUCUGUUGGAAGACAAGAUCCUAUAUUCCCACCUUGUUGACUAUUUCCCAGAGUUUGAUGGCCCACAGAGGGAUGCACAGGCAGCCCGUGAGUUCAUUCUCAAGAUGUUUGUGGAUUUAAAUCCAGACAGCGAUAAAAUCAUCUAUUCUCACUUCACAUGUGCCACAGACACAGAAAACAUCCGUUUCGUCUUUGCCGCUGUCAAGGACACCAUCCUACAGCUCAACCUGAAGGAGUACAACCUGGUUUGACCCGCUCUGCUCUUGGCCCCUUGAGAGGCUUCAUUGUGAAGAAAAGACAAAAAAAGAAAUUUUAAAUAUGACAGGAAAAAAAAGUUUUAAUUUUUGAUGAUGUAAUGAUUGCAAAUUGUCUGAUCUGUGGAGUGGCAAGUGCUCAGUGUUAUCCUGGAGUCUCAUGUCUCUGUCCACAGAGUAGUUGAUUUCAUAUUUUUAACAAAUUGCUUUUAUUUCACAGUUAACGGGGAUAUGCCUCAUUUCUUCAGCACCUUGCUUACUUCUUAAUUUUUUGCCAAACAGCUAAGGCAGUCUCAUCUUGAGCUUUCCUUUGUUGCUUAGCCACUUUUUUUUUUUUUCCCCCCCUUUUCAUUCCCAUGGUAUAUAUAUAGACAAAAAUAACUUUCCAGCCGAGAUUGUGAAUUCACUGGACUGUGGGAGUGCAGAAUGCUACUGGUCCCUUUGCCUUGUGCUAUAAGGGUGCCUCUGGUGUAAUUUGCUAAUCCUGCUUGCUGCUUUUUCCCCCCCGCCCCGCCCCGUCC
Messenger RNA from Chroicocephalus ridibundus (black-headed gull), 1630 nucleotides. RefSeq names its product G protein subunit alpha 11 (gene GNA11). The transcript is spliced from 7 exons. The coding region runs from base 27 to 1106 and encodes 359 amino acids. Gene Ontology annotation, cellular component: heterotrimeric G-protein complex. The record is from RefSeq and is a predicted model, not a curated record. NCBI's taxonomy places the organism in Eukaryota, Metazoa, Chordata, Aves, Charadriiformes, Laridae. Gene Ontology annotation, biological process: adenylate cyclase-modulating G protein-coupled receptor signaling pathway; phospholipase C-activating dopamine receptor signaling pathway; action potential. Gene Ontology annotation, molecular function: G protein-coupled receptor binding; G-protein beta/gamma-subunit complex binding; guanyl nucleotide binding.